Melanaphis sacchari is the source of this 1888-nucleotide messenger RNA. Its product is annotated as glutathione hydrolase 1 proenzyme-like. The record is from RefSeq and is a predicted model, not a curated record. Bases 74 to 1834 code for a protein of 586 amino acids. Gene Ontology annotation, biological process: glutathione catabolic process. NCBI's taxonomy places the organism in Eukaryota, Metazoa, Arthropoda, Insecta, Hemiptera, Aphididae. The transcript is spliced from 10 exons. Gene Ontology annotation, molecular function: glutathione gamma-glutamate hydrolase. Gene Ontology annotation, cellular component: plasma membrane.
ACGUUAUUUUUAUUGUUAUCUUAGUUAUUAACAUCGAUUCAUUGAUCAACUCAUCACAGGAAAAAUUGGCAUUAUGAUCAUCACAUUACCUUCAAAACGAUGCAGCCUCUUCAUUGGAUUAGUGGUAUUAAUGACCACCGCAGUAUUAUUUGUGUUCGUAUAUUCGCUAGUCUCCGUCAAAGAAAUUCAGGACCCCGAAUUUCCCGAGCCACCAUCAAGUUUGCCAAUGGGAGUAUACGACAAGGUUGGUGUCGUAUCUAACGGUGGACCCUGCUCACAAAUUGGAGUGGAUGUAAUGUCAAAAGGCGGAAAUGCAAUAGAUGCAGCUAUAGCUACUUUGCUAUGCGACGGUGCAGUUUGUCCACAACAAAUGGGUAUUGGUGGUGGAUUUAUAAUGAGCAUUUACAACGCAACGACCAAAAAAGUAAUGAUGAUCAACGCACGCGAAACGGCGCCGGCCUUAGCAAAUACAUACAUGUUUGUAAAUGAACCGAUAAAAUCUAUGUAUGGAGCACUAGCGGUUGCAAUUCCAGGAGCCCUUAAAGGCUACUCGACCAUAUAUAACUUAUACGGUGGUGGUGUACCAUGGGAAACGUUGUUUGAUCCAACCAUAAAACUAUGCGAAGAGGGUAUAACGAUCAGUGAUCAUUUAGAUUUUUCUUUAAAAUUUGAUGAAGAUUUGAUAAAAAAUGAUACAAUCCUCAGAAACAUUUUUCUCAACGAGAACAGUGGAUACUUGAAGACGUCAGGAGAAACAUACAGGUUACCAAAGUUAGCAAAAACUCUAAAAAUCAUAGCAAAAGAAGGUACAAAUGCCAUAUAUAACGGAUCGCUAACAUCAAAAUUAAUACACGAAUUCAGAAAACACAAUGGUAUUAUUACAAAAAAAGACUUAGCAGAUUAUAAGGUUGAAAUUGAAGAAUCUUUUUCAGUUAACUUAACAAGUGGACAUACAAUACAUUUAGGACCACCACCUAGUUCUGGUAUAAUAUUAGCUUAUAUUCUCCGUGUAUUAGACGGUAUUUUACCGGCGCCUGAUGUUGGCUUAGAUGAACAUCGGUUGGUUGAAGCUUUUAAAUUUGGUUACGGUGAACGAUCCCAUUUAGGAGACCAUCAGUUCAUUGACGUAUCUCAAAUUUAUAAUAAAGUAAAAUCGGAUAGUUACAUUAAGAGUAUAAGAAAUAAGAUUCUUGAUGAUUUUACAUCGUCAGAUCCGAGAUACUAUGGGGGUGAUUUUUAUACUCCAGAGGACCAUGGAACGGCUAAUAUAGUUGUAACCGAUUCGAUGGGAAACGUUGUCGUAUGUACCAGUACAAUAAAUACAUUUUUUGGAAGUGGUUUCGUGUCACCCAGCACUGGCAUCAUUUUUAACAAUCAAAUGAACGAUUUCUCUACUCCUGGAGUCACCAAUUUUUACGGAAUCCCAUCGUCACCAGCCAAUUACAUAAAACCAGGAAAACGGCCAAUGUCUUCUAUGUGUCCGACUGUAUUUACCGACGAUAAUGGUGACUUUGUUCUCGGAGCAGGAGCAGCUGGAGGAUCAAAAAUCACUCUUACUACAGCAUACAUGGCUGCCCAUAAAUUAUGGUAUAAUAAUACGUUAAAAGAAGUAUUGGAUAAACCUAGAAUAUACCAUCAACUUGUACCUAUGGAAAUUAAAUAUGAAUAUCGAACGACAAAAAAUGUUGUACAAAAGCUUAAAGACAUUGGUCAUCCAGUAAGAAGGAUGGAUUAUACUCGAGGUUCAGCAGCAUCGGCUAUUAGUAAAUCCCCUACAGGAACGAUUGAAGCUAUGUCAGAUUUUCGACGGCCAGGGAAUACAUCAGGAUAUUAAUAUGACUACGUAUAUAUUGUAUAUGUUUAUCAAUUGACUAUUUUCAGUAUUUUU